This is a messenger RNA of Misgurnus anguillicaudatus (oriental weatherfish), 5583 nucleotides long. The record is from RefSeq and is a predicted model, not a curated record. NCBI's taxonomy places the organism in Eukaryota, Metazoa, Chordata, Actinopteri, Cypriniformes, Cobitidae.
CCACCGGACUGUGUUGGAAGCGAGGGGUUGGAACUGCAAACGUUGCCCUACUCGCCUGAUUCCAGGCUGCCGUAUGUCGCCGCUAUUUGUUAGGAAUAACGUUAUUGCUGCUGAGCAACUGAGACAAAUAGGAGACGUAGGGGGACACGUUGGGCUGGGCAACGAACAGUUUAUUAUUUGCUGCAUUGAAGAUUGGGGUCAAAUUGACAGCGAAAAGAAGAGUAAGGGAUGACGUAGGGACUGAGGCUGGAGGACAGAGCAGAGAUGAGCCUCACGUCCUGGUUCCUCGUGAGCAGCGGGGGGACGCGGCAUCGACUGCCCCGGGAGAUGAUCUUCGUGGGUCGUGAUGAUUGUGAGCUUAUGCUGCAGUCUCGCAGCGUAGACAAGCAGCAUGCUGUUAUCAACUAUGAAUCCAGCAGUGAUGAGCACAAAGUGAAGGAUUUGGGAAGCUUAAAUGGGACAUUUGUGAAUGAUGUCAGAAUCCAGGAACAGAUGUACAUCACUUUAAAGAUUGAUGACAAACUCAGGUUUGGAUAUGAUACCAACCUGUUUACUGUGGUGCGAGGAGAGCUACAUGUCCCAGAGGAGGCUCUGAAGCAUGAGAAGUUCACUAGCCAACUCCAGCUGGGCAAGAAGCCCACCAGUGCAGAGCCUGUAAAAGCCCCCAAGUCUUCCCCAGAAAAACCCAAAGCGAGCAAACCAGCAAAAAUCAAUCCUGAGCCAGCAGUUAAAUCCACAGAACCUAACAAAGGAGAUGAUAAGAUGCAAGGCGAUAUAGCUGCCCUGCAUAGGGGGACCCCACUGUAUGGACAGCCAUCUUGGUGGGGUGAUGGUGAUGCAGAUGAUGAGAAUUCUUUUAAACAGGAAAUUAAAACAUCUGGAAAGAAGCAGGAGAGCAGCGGGACAGACAACAAAGAACUCAAGCGAGGUGAUAAAUCAAAGGAAAAUGGUCUGGGGUCUGUAGGUGCUGAACCCAGCUACUUUGAGAUUCGCAAGGAGGGACAAAUGGCAGAGAACAGCAUCCAUGAGGUCCCGACAAAGGAUACUGAGUGCAUAGGGGCGGCAAAAUCUGCCACAGGCAAUACUGCAGCGCAGGCGAACACCUCAUUCACCAUCGAGUUUGACAACACUUCCCCAGGGAAGGUCACCAUUAAAGAUCAUGUGUCUCGUCCACGACCUAAAAAAUCAGCUCAUGUUGGCGGUAAAGACCUCAGCACCCUGCAGGCAGCCAUCAUGGCUUCUGAAAGCAAAGUGGCUGACUGGCUCGCUCAGAAUGAUCCUCCUCUAGUGAGGCGUGAGUCCACUGAAGAAGACUGUAAGAGUAUCAAGAGUGAUGUGCCGGUUCAUCUUAAGAGGCUUAAAGGCAGUAAGCAUGAGGACGGCACUCAAAGCGAUUCCGAAAAUGGCCUGGGAUUGCGUUUUGGCAGCAAGCGACACGCAGCGCUGGAGGAACGUCUGAGAGCCGCCGGGGUGAGUCGAGUCAGAACAGAGGGUUCGUCCACCACGAGCCGUACAGCCUUUAUGAUAGAGUUCUAUGACGAGGACAAUCCUCGCAAAAGACGUUCCUACUCGUUUUCGCAGACCGUGCCGCUUCUUGGAGGCGUGGCAGGGGAAGGACUUUGCCCCACGCCGCCCUCUCGUCCUAAGGUCGUUCCCAUGGCAGCAGACGGCAGCAAGGGUUUGUCACCAUCCCUGGCGGCGGCCGCCCCAACGGCUGCACGGCUUCUGCUCAAGCAAAGGUCGGAGGAACAAAAUGUGGUUCAGAGCUCUGCAGCUCAGCCCGGUGCUACAGAUACAAAAGCUCAGAAACAAGAUGAUGACCAGAGUGAUAAAGGCACAUACACCAUUGAACUGGAUAACCCCAACCCUGAGGAAGAGGAGGCACGGCGGAUGAUCGAUAAGGUGUUUGGGGUUCAGGAUCCUGGUCGCCCUGAGCAACAGAAGGACAGCAAGAAGCUUAGCUCAACCGAGAGACUGGUUGAGGACUCUGUUGCAGUGGGGAACACUCGCUGGGUUUCACAGUGGGCCAGUUUAGCUGCUAAUCAAACAAGAACAGACCCAGAGGGCUCUGGAGCAGACCCACCAGCGUUUGUCCAUCAGGAACGAGAUGGUGAUGCCCUUGAGUCAGUGGUUUCUAUCAAGAGUACUGGCUCGACCACAUCCAGCCAAGCUGACCGUAAAAGAAGGACUUUACCCCAGCUCCCCAAAGAUGAAAAAAUCAAACGUUCUGAGAUCGGUGAGAAACAAGACACAGAACCCCAAGAAAAAGAAAGCCACGGUGACCACAAAGGUGAUGGCGAGUGUCUCACCGCUUUGGACAAAAAAGACACAGGGUCUGGAAAGUCUAGCCAAACCAAGAGCUUCCAACAGGAUGGGAAGCAAGGACAACAGGCAUCCUCAAAGCCUUCCUCACAUCCACCGGGGAGUGGGGAGAGGAGAGGCGAGGAGGGCCGUAGGAGACGUUCAGAGGAUAAGAGUAAAGGAAGUGAUGGGGAGAGGUCAGGGAAGCCGCUGGUGAGGCAGGGCAGCUUUACCAUUGAGAAGCCCAGUGGAAACGUGCCAAUAGAACUGAUUCCUCAUAUCAACCGGCAGAACGGUGGGCGAGAGCGGAGCGAUUCGGUGGGCAGCAUGGACACGGCAACCCUUCUCAAAGACACUGAAGCUGUCAUGGCUUUUCUAGAGGCCAAGCUCCGCGAUGAGAAGAAGCUGGACUCGACAGGUCCACCUGGCUGUACCCCAUUGUCUCCAGAGUCUGAUAUUGACACGACGAGCACUGUGAGCCAGGCGGCAGCCGAGGGUGAUCGUAAAACUGUCCAGAAGCGAAAGUCUCUCAGCAGCCUUUACAGAGAAAAAAGCAACGCAAGCGCUACGGCGAAAGCCGCAAGCAGCGCGAGAGAACGUUUGGAGAAAAAGACUAAGACCAAAACCCCAGAAAGCCGCUCGGAUGCUCGUCGUUCAGUACAAACAGCCUCUCGUGGCCGCCAGCCAUCCCAGGAUCUCACGGAUGAUGACCAGACAUCCUCGUUAGCCAUCUCCGAUAUCCUGUCUUCGGACCAGGAGACGUAUUCCAGCCGUUCGUACGCCAAAGGUCAGUUCACUUCCACUGAUGACCUCUUCCACUCCAAGCUUGACGCUAGCAAAACCACAAAGUCUGUAAAGUCCAACAAGACACUGCAAACUAACACCUCAGCCCUCGCCAAGCAAGCCGGUCUGCCGCAGCCCCGACCUACAAGGACGUCCCUGUUGCGCAGGGCUCGGCUCGGGGACACUUCGGACACUGACCUAGCUGACGCAGACAGGGUUUCAGUGGCUUCUGAGGUGUCCACCACCAGCUCUACUUCCAAACCUCCAUCGGGGAGGAAGGCGCAGUCACGGUUUGACUUGCUAGCACAACCUCGACGCACCAGGCUUGGUUCGUUUUCAGCACGGAGCGAUUCGGAGGCGACCGUCAGCCGAUCCACGGCGACCCGUGUGUCAUCAGAGACAGCCCUUCGUCUGGGACUGAGGAGUCCAAAUCAGCAAGUCACAGACAACAAGCUAACUGCACGCAUGCGGGCCAAUAGUGUCUCCAAACUAACGGACACCAAGACUAAGACAGCGCCUGCAAACAACACCCCUGCUGAAACUCAACUCGAGCCUGAAAGUGUUCUCUCAGAGGAGGAUGCCAAUAACAGGUGGAGACGUCUACCACCAGAAUAUGCCUCUACCUCCGAGGAUGAGUUUGGCUCCAACCGCAACUCUCCCAAACACGUCAGGCUUCGGCCAGGCACGACCCUCCGCACCAGCAGACUGGGUGUCUCUGCUCCUCUCACGACCAGCCCUGGAGGAUUAUUGCUGAAGAACCGAAUGAGAGAACAGGAGGAGUACAUACGAGACUGGACAGCACACAGUGAAGAGAUUGCCAGGUUAUUUCCCUGUGUGCGUAGGAUCAGUCAGGACCUAGCCAAGGAUCUGGCCAUCCUGGCACGGGAGAUCCAUGACGUGGCAGGCGAGAUCGACUCGGUCAGCUCCUCCGGCACUGCCCCCAGCACCACGGUCAGCACAGCAGCCACCACGCCGGGCUCCGCCAUCGACACCAGGGAAGAGCUGGUAGAGAGAGUUUUUGAUGAAAGUCUGAACUUCAGGAAGGUUCCCCCUGUAGUGCAAACCAAAGCCACUGAGAUAAACGGCAAGCCAGUCGAGCUUCGGCCCCGUGCCCCAGACAGCCUGGACCCUCAGACUGCCCUGCGCAGACGCACCUGGAACCGGGAUGAGGUGAGACCGGCGGUCUUAGACAGUUUAUUGCUGACAUCGGUUUCCCAACUGUCUUCAAAAAUCCGACAGUCUGUAGAUAAUACUGCUGGCAAAAUCAGGAUACUGUUCAAAGAUAAGGACAGAAACUGGGAUGAUAUCGAGCGUAAACUGUGUUUAGAAAAGGAAGUUUCACUUCCCAAAACUACAAACAAGGAAAUAUCCUCUAUACUAACAGAGCUCAAGAGGGUAGAAAAGCAGCUUGCGGUUAUAAAUGUGAUGGUGGACCCUGAUGGAACCCUUGAUGCUCUGACCAACCUCGGCUUGACAAGUCCUACAACCCCCAAACCCAGAACCAGCCCCGUCUCUCAGGGCAAAUGGGGACCUCUGCCCACUAAUGGAGCCUCCCAAGCAACAAUGACCAUAACCAGCCCCAACCUAGAGUUACCCAGUGUGGGACUCAAUUUUAACCGCACACACCCCACUGGAGAGGAGAGUGCCAUCGCUAGCAAAUGAUCGCUUGCAAUUAAAAGCAAACUGGACUAAUAAAACUACAUACGUAACUUGUUCCUGAAUGGAUCUUCAAUGUUUGUGUACUGUUUAAUGUAUCCCUAUGAAGCCUUUCGAGGAUUAUGUAUGGGGAAUGUUUGUUGUUUCCACCCUGUAGUGUGUAGCCUUUAGGAUCAGACCUGCGUAUCUGGACUGACUACUUGGCGUAGCUAAGCAAAAAAAAAAAAAAAAAAAAAAAACACCAAAACACACACAGCUGCAUGUGACAGCAGGCAAGCGGCCAUCCAAGGGCCAAUAAACUGCCAGACUGAUCUCUUGUGACCGGAUACAACGCAACUCCAGUGCCUGUCUGCUCUUCCCUGAGCUUUACUUUCACUUAAUAACUUACAAUACGGUUUAUCAAAUAUAACAGAAUAUCUUUGAAGGACUGUAACUUUUUAGGCAGUACAUUUUGUGCAUUUACAAUUUGGGAAAUGUUAUUUUUGAGAAACCUAAAUACUAUUUGAUGCAAAUUGAACCAAACUCCACGCAGACCGAUGCACUAAUGGUUCGGUAAACCGCACCCUGAUAAAAUCUUGAUCAUCCAUGCUUUGAUCAGCACUGUUGAGAGCUGAAUCAGCCUUAUGACUGUACUGUAAGCGAUGUGUGUACUAAGUUUCUCCGGCAUAUCCUGCAUAAUGUAGACAUACUAUGGAUGACUUCAUGGCGCUGCGAUACAUACUACAUGUAGCCUUCUUUUCAUAAAAACAUGUUUCAUCUUUUUGUGUGUUUAUUGUAUACACACAUUUCUUCUGCUGCUUUUCUGUAUUUUAAGGGGGGAUAAAAGUAAACCUGAACCACAUA